Messenger RNA from Dentiscutata heterogama, 891 nucleotides. Lineage: Eukaryota; Fungi; Glomeromycota; Glomeromycetes; Diversisporales; Gigasporaceae. The record is from the annotation of a GenBank genome assembly.
AUGGUCGUCCUGAGGGCCGUGGUGGACAUAUCAGUACAAGUAGAAGAUAAAUUAUACUUCAUGGGUGGCUCUUGUUUAAUCCCGUCAUCAAAUCCAAAACGAUAUAAAUUAUCAGAUGAAAUGUUUUACUUAGACCUUUCAACACAAUUUGCUACUGAAAAUCCACAAUUUACAGAUCUUACCGAUGUUACUUCACGAAUGCUUUAUGGAAACGAAAAAGGUGCUGCAGUUCUCGGGGGACUUAAUAAAUCUAAUAUAUAUUUAAUCGGUGGAACACAGGUGAAUCUAUCAACCAUAAAUUGGAACGUUACGAACCAAAUAAUAAAUUGGAACGUUACAGAUCAAUUUAUUUACAUUUAUAAAUCUGAAACUUGGAGAAGACUUGAACAGGGAGUUAAAGGAAUUCAACCUUCAAGACGUAGAUCAACUUCAACAGUGAUAAAAACUGAUGGAACAAUAUAUAUAUUUGGUGGGAGAAUAGAACUAGAUAUGGCUUCUUUAUCCUGGUCAAAUCAUACUGCAAACUCUUCAUUUUUAAUACAACCUCGAGUUGGUCAUACAUCAGUAUUAACUCCAGAUAAUAACUCAAUUAUAAUAACGGGCGGGACUUCAAGAAACAUAACGAAUAAUGUAACUGAUUCAAAUGAAACCAGUUCAAAGAUUUAUUUAUUAUACAUUCCAUGCUUAACUUGGGAAUCUACUUUUACUCCUGGUAGAUCCGACUGUAAGGAUAUCCAUCCUGAAGAUAAAAAUAAUAAUGUAUUAAUUAUUGUAUUAAUUAUCACUGCUUGCUUAUUUUUUUUGAUGGGUAUCUGCGCAGUAGUAUGGUUUAUACGCAGUAAAGGAAAGUGGAAAAAUAAGACUUUGAGAGAGUGGAAGACAAAAUUUUGA